Molecule: messenger RNA, 1005 nt
Organism: Maudiozyma saulgeensis
Lineage: Eukaryota; Fungi; Ascomycota; Saccharomycetes; Saccharomycetales; Saccharomycetaceae
Source: the annotation of a GenBank genome assembly
AUGGUUUCUACAAACAAUAAGGAUAAACCUUGGGAUACACCCGAUAUCGAUAAAUGGACCAUCGAAGAAUUUAAACCAGAAGAUAAUGCUUCUGGUUUACCAUUUAUGGAAGAAUCUAGUUUUAUGACUUUAUUCCCAAAAUACAGAGAAAAAUACCUAAAGUCCAUCUGGAAUAGUGUAACGAGAGCACUUGAUAAACAUCAUAUCGGUUGUACACUUGAUCUUGUUGAAGGUUCCAUGACUGUCAAGACCACUAGAAAGACAUAUGACCCUGCUGUUAUAUUGAAAGCUCGUGAUUUGAUCAAACUUUUAGCUCGUUCUGUCCCAUUCCCACAGGCAGUUAAGAUUUUAGAAGAUGAUAUGGCCUGUGAUGUCAUUAAGAUUGGUAAUGUCGUUACAAAUAAAGAAAGAUUUGUUAAAAGAAGACAACGUCUUGUGGGUCCUAAUGGUAAUACUUUAAAAGCAUUAGAGUUACUAACUAAAUGUUAUAUUCUAGUUCAAGGUAACACUGUAAGUGUCAUGGGUCCUUUCAAAGGCUUAAAAGAAGUUCGUCGUGUUGUUGAAGACUGUAUGAAGAACGUUCAUCCUAUCUAUCAUAUUAAAGAGUUGAUGAUUAAAAGAGAAUUAGCUAAGAAACCUGAAUUAGCUAACGAAGAUUGGUCUAGGUUUUUACCAAUGUUUAAGAAGAGAAAUGUUGCUCGUAAGAAGCCAAAGAAGAUUAGAAAGGAAAAGAAGGUCUACACUCCAUUCCCACCUGCUCAAUUACCAAGAAAGGUUGAUUUGGAAAUUGAAAGUGGUGAAUAUUUCUUAAGUAAGAGAGAAAAAGAGAUCAAGAGACGUGAAGAGCGUAAAGAACAUCAAGAAGAAAAACAAAAGGAGAGAGAUACUGAAAGACAAAAGGAUUACAUUGCUCCAAAGGAAGAAAAAUAUUCAAGUUCAAUAAGUAGACCAGCAAAGAAAGAAAAGAAGAGUCAUCAUGAUGACGAAGAUUCAGUUGAAGAAUAA